Molecule: messenger RNA, 1565 nt
Organism: Oryza sativa Japonica Group (Japanese rice)
Lineage: Eukaryota; Viridiplantae; Streptophyta; Magnoliopsida; Poales; Poaceae
Product: transcription factor WER
Biological process (GO): regulation of DNA-templated transcription
Cellular component (GO): nucleus
Molecular function (GO): DNA-binding transcription factor activity; sequence-specific DNA binding
Source: RefSeq, a predicted model, not a curated record
CUCGCUUACAUCGCCAUGGCCUCACUAGCUCGUUGGGGGACAGCAUAAGAGGAAAGAAAGCUGCACAAAAAUCUCCCAGAAAACAGGCAGAGGGGAGAGAGACAGAUACGCAUCAAUUAAGCUCAUUUUCUUCGAUCUGCUGGUGAAAGAAGAACUGAAGAAGAGAGGUAGCUGGACUGAAGAGGCCGGCAAUGGCGGCGGCGGAAGUGCAGUCGGCUGCCGGGUGGGGGAGGCAGCUGCAGCAGGACGGCGGCGGGUGGAGGAAAGGGCCGUGGACGAGCCAGGAGGACGCGCUGCUCGUCGAGCAUGUCAGGCAGCACGGCGAAGGCCGGUGGAAUUCUGUCUCCAAGCUUACAGGUCUGAAGAGAAGCGGCAAGAGCUGCAGGCUACGAUGGGUUAACUACCUGAGGCCUGAUCUGAAGAGAGGCAAGAUCACUCCCCAGGAGGAGAGCAUCAUCGUCCAGCUCCAUGCCUUGUGGGGCAACAGGUGGUCGACGAUCGCGCGUAGCCUCCCGGGCAGGACGGACAACGAGAUCAAGAACUACUGGAGGACGCACUUCAAGAAGGGCAAGCCGUCCAAGAACAUCGAGCGCGCCAGGGCCAGGUUCCUGAAGCAGCGCCGCGAGAUGCAGCAGAGCCAGCAGCUGCAGCAGCCGACGCUAAUGCCGACGCCGACGCCGCAGAGCAAGGACAUCAUCGUUGCCGAGACCGGUGACGCGCGCACCGACGACGACGCGGGCGGCGCCGCAGCGGCUGUGGCGCCGUCGUCGUCGUCGUCGUCUUUGUCGAUGGGGGGCGGGGAGGCGGAGGACUUGAUCAUGCACCAGGACGCGAUGGACGACCUCAUGAUGUGCCCCGCCAUGUCCUACCACCUCAUCCUCCACGGCGCCGCCGUCGCCGGCCAUCAGCUGAGCGACGGCGGCGGCAGCUGCUGCGCCUCUACCAGCGAGGACUACGGCUCCAGCGAGGACGACGGCGCCACCUGGGGCAGCCUGUGGAACCUCGACGGCGCCGCCGGAGCAUGCACGCUGUGGUAGAUCAAUUUCCCGGUCUGCAUGACGCCAUGAGAGAAGAGUAGUCGCGAUCUCGAGUACGUGCAUACAGACGACAUAGCUGCGGCGUGCUCGUGGGAUAAAGAUGGGACAGCAAACUUAUCAUCCGUGGAUCGAUCGUACGUCCACUUCCACAAACGACGGCCUGAGUCGAUGACACGUUAAAGCCAUAGUACUAUUAUUGGUCACACUUCUUUAAUCAGGGGAGAUUAACUAAUGUGUUCUUUUCCCCUUGUUGCUAGCUAGCUAGAGCUAUAGUAUAACAAAGGAGAGAGAGAGAUUUAUAUGCAUGUGAGGGUUGUUGCAAUUAAUUUGUCAUUGCGGUAUAGUUAACAGCAAAUGGAGGGAUUCCAUAUAUAGUUAACUGUUAAUUACUACCAAUUAGGCAAUAAGUCACCGUGUGCAGUACUUUAUGCCAUGUAGUAGUACAAUAUGCAUAUGUAAACUUGUAAUUAAAAAGCUUUUCAUGACUGUUAGUAUUAUAUAUCCGUUGCCAGAUACAUGGGACAAGAA